UAAUGUUUCUUGUGUAUGCUGUGCUACCAGGGUUCACUGGAUCAAUCACUACCAUUUCAAAGAAAUGGUGCUAUUGCAUUGCUUCUAGGUGCAUUUUACUUGCUCAGUAGAUAUGCUAUCCACUGUACCUGGGUCACAUCAGAGGCAUAUUCAUCUCCUUCAAUUGUCUUAGCUGCAAGGGGUGCCCACGGGAACCGGGUCAUUUUUGAUGAUUACCGUGAAGCUUACUUCUGGCUGAGGCAGAACACUCCUCCAGAUUCCAAGGUGAUGUCAUGGUGGGAUUAUGGCUAUCAAAUCACCGCCAUGGGGAACAGAACAGUAAUUGUUGACAAUAACACCUGGAAUAACACACAUAUUGCUACUGUCGGACGUGCAAUGUCAUCUUAUGAAGAUGAAGCAUAUAACAUAAUGAGAUCACUAGAUGUGGAUUAUGUGUUAGUGGUAUUCGGAGGUGUUACGGGCUAUUCUUCUGAUGAUAUUAACAAGUAAGGAUUUAAUUCUGUACUCUAUAA
Molecule: messenger RNA, 512 nt
Organism: Olea europaea var. sylvestris
Lineage: Eukaryota; Viridiplantae; Streptophyta; Magnoliopsida; Lamiales; Oleaceae
Product: dolichyl-diphosphooligosaccharide--protein glycosyltransferase subunit STT3B-like
Exons: 1
Coding region: 16-489 (157 amino acids)
Cellular component (GO): membrane
Molecular function (GO): oligosaccharyl transferase activity
Source: RefSeq, a predicted model, not a curated record